AUGGUCUAUGUCAGUGUAUUGGAGCUCAGGGAUCUUCAGGGGGUGUGGCAUGUCUCUGGAACCCAUGAAAGAUCCAACCUGUGUCCUGGAUUUCCUUUAAGUCCUCCUUAUCCUUGUUUAUUUCCUUACUUGCCAUGGAUUGUUGCUGGGGACUUUAAUGCUAUUCUUGAUCUAACGGAAAAACGAGGAGGUAAUACAAGACUGGAUCCUUCUUCUUUCUUGCUCCGAGAUAAUAUCUCAGCACUCAAUCUCGUGGAUAUCAAGCCUAGCAAUGGCCGCUUCACUUGGAAUAAUAGAAGGGAGGGUGACAGGUGCAUUGCUGAACGCUUAGACCGUUUCAUGGUUUCCUAUUUUUGGGUGGGUGGAUUGUGGUCUUCCAGUUCUGAAAUUUUGGAUUGGAGAGGCUCGGAUCAUUGGCCAAUUAAGCUUGUCACUUCUUCAGCUCGUCUGCCUCAGAAGCCGCCUUUUAAGUUCCAGCUUAUGUGGCUUCGUGACCCGGACCUCUAUGGUUGCGUUGCCGAAUGGUGGCAGGUUGGCAGGCCGACUUUUGGUACAGCAAUGUAUGUUUUUGCUAAGCUUCUCCAGUAUGUUAAGUAUCAGCUCAAGCGGUGGAAUCAACAAUGCUUUGGAAACAUCUACCAGGUAAAACAGGAAGCUCAAGUCGAGUUGAAUGGCAUUACCAGAUUGAUUAGGGAGGAGGGAGUGUCUGAAUACUUGUUACGGGAAGAAGCCAGAGCUUUAAAAGCUUUGGAGGAAUGGGAGUUGAGAGAGGAAAUCUUUUGGAAACAGAAAGCUCGGAUUGAGUGGCUUAAGGAGGGAGACAAGAACACUACCUUCUUUUUCAAUUCAGUGAAAGCCAGACAACAUGGUAAUGCUAUUUCAUCUCUGGUGACUGAUAGGGGAGAGGUUAUUUCUUCUACUCAAGGUAUCGCUGAUGAAGCAGUGCAGUAUUUUGCUUCUUUAUUUAGAGAGGAAGCACAGGGAGACUCUGUUGCAGAGGCCCAGGUCCUUUCCUGUAUUCCUUCUUUGGUUUAUUUGGAAAUGAAACAAUAUCUUAUGAGUGUCAUAACUUUGGAGGAGUUAGAAAAAAUAGUUUUCCAGAUGAAAAAAGCUGAAAGGUUGAAAAAGGGGCUUACUGUGCUAAUCUCCGAAGAGCAAAGUGGCUUUGUGGAAGGUCGUCAGAUUUUGGAUGGGGUGGUGGUGGCUACUGAGACUAUCCAUUCCAUGGCCAGCUCUAAAGCCAAAGCUAUGUUCAUCAAGCUGGAUAUGGCCAAGGCGUAUGACAGAGUUCGUUGGUCCUUCCUGCAGAAGGUCUUGAGUGCCUUUGGUUUUGAGGAGGAAUGGAUUUGUUGGGUUAUGAGUUGUGUGGGGUCGACUUCCUUCUCAGUUUUGAUUAAUGGGGAGCACUCCAACCUCUUUGGGGCCUCUCGGGGUUUGCGGCAGGGUGACCCUCUUUCUCCUUACCUGUUUCUUCUUUUGGUGGAAGGUUUGGGUCGGUUGAUUAAAAGGAAUGUUGAAGGAGGCUUUAUUCAGGGCUGGCAGUGGGGAGGGGGUAUUCCUGUUCAAUCUCACCUACAGUUUGUGGAUGAUACAGCUUUGAUGGGUUUGGCUACUAUUAGGGAGGCUUCUAACAUGCGCAGAGCGCUAGAUGUCUACCUUGCUGCUUCUGGUCAGUUAAUUAAUGAGGGCAAGUCUUCAAUUUUUUUCUUCAACACUCCGCCUUCAAUUCAACGAAGAAUUGCCCAUAUUCUCAGGUUCCAAAUUGGAAGUCUUCCUUUGCUAUACCUUGGGAUCCCCAUCUCUACUGGCAGGCAGUCUAGGGAUUCCUGGCAGGUCAUUCUGGACAAGUUCAAUGUCAAAGUGAACCACUGGACUCAUCGUUGGCUGUCCUUUGCUGGUCGGGUCCAGUUACUUCAAUCUGUGUUUUUAUGGGCUGGUAAUUUGUCUUCAACUAAGUGGAGCCUUAUUAAGUGGGAGACUGUUUGUAGUCCUAAAAGAUUUGGUGGUCUUGGAUUACGUCAAUCUUUGCUUUCUGGUAUUGCUCUGGCAGCUAAAUUGUAUUGGCGAUGGUGUGUGGAACAGGAUCGGGUGUGGGCUAGGAUCUUGUCUCACAAGUAUUUUUUUGGGAUCCCCCAGCGUGAUAUCCCUCGAUAUAGCUUGGCAGGGAAAGGUUCGACGAUUUGGAAUACUCUCAAGAAGGGGGCGGUGCUCAUUAAGGGUGGUUUCUUCUGGAUUUGUAAAAGUGGGACAAAGGCACAGUUCUGGCAUGACUCCUGGGAUGGCUACCCCCCCAUAGUUUCCCAAUAUCCUCACUUGAGUAUAUUGGCCCAGAGGUUUUGUGAAGCUGGUUGGACUAGGGUGUGUGACUUCAAGUCAUUUUCCCUUCAAGGGCAGGUAGUGGAAGCAAGAUGGAAGACUUCAAGGGAGUGGCCUAUUCUUGGGUUGGAAGUUGAGUGUGCUGAGCUUCAUAACAUCCUUUCGGGUCGUAGCUGUAGCGCCCUGAUGGAUAGUGAUGUGUUGGCCUGGUCCCCUAAUCCCAAAGGUACUUACACUGUGUCUUCUGGUUAUCAGGCGCUGCUCUCUCAACAAUUUGCUAGUGGGGAAGUCCAUUGGUGGAAGAGAGUCUGGAAUAAUUUCUCUUGGCCAAAAUGUAAUUGCUUUUCUUGGACUUUGGCUUGGAAUAGAUGCUUGACCUGGGACAAUAUUCAGAAGAGGGGUUUUGCUGGCCCUUCUAGGUGUGUUCUAUGUGGUGGGGGGGAGGAAGAUUCUCCACAUUUAUUCUUUCGCUGCCCAUUCACAUUGCAACUAUGGCACUUCUGGUGGGAUGCCUGGAAGAGUCAGUGCUUUCAUGCAUCCUCCCUAGCUGAGUUUUGGAUGAGACUGGGAAGGCCCCCUUCCUCGGCUCCCUUCUUGCAGGAGGUCUGGUAUGCUGGCCCUAUCUUUUUGCUAUGGCAAGUUUGGUUGGAAAGGAAUCGUAGAAUCUUUCGGGGUGAACAAUUGGGGAUUCAACAGGUUUGGACUAGAAUUAUGGGAAUGGUCCAGGAAACUGUGAAAGCUAAGAGUGAGAUUAUUUUGCCAAUGGAGGAAGGCGAUGCGGAGAUAGUUAAUAGGUUUGGUAUACAGGGGAUAUCUCCAGCCUCAGCUUGCGCCAGGAGAGGUAGGCGUGUGAAACAUAGAGUUCAAAGGAUGGGGAAAUGGCUCCCCCCUCCUGCUGGCUUUCUGAAAAUUAACACAGAUGGUUCUUCUAGGGGUAAUCCAGGCCCAACUGGGAUUGGUGGGAUUGGUAGGGAUUCUUCUAGAUCUGUGGUCUUUAUCUUCUCGGCUAAUGAGGGGGUGCAGACUGUUAAUAGGAUGGAAGGCUUGGCUAUCCUAUAUGCUUUGAAGAGAGCUUAUGCCCUAGGGUGGCGGAAGGUGAUCUGUGAAGCUGACUCUCAAAUUCUGGUUAAUUUGCUCCUUCAGAGGAAGAUGUCUGAGGUUAGUUGGCAACUAUCUGUGUUAGUACAACAGAUAUUACAGGUUAGCUCUGUAAUGGAUUCGGUGUCGUUUACCCAUAUUCCAAGGGAAUGGAAUAGGGCAGCUGAUUGUCUGGCUAAAUGGGCAUCAGAAGAUGUUGAUGACCGGAGGAUUGAUGAGUGGGAGCAGUUGCCCUAUGAGCUAUGUCAGGAUUUGGAGAAGAUUCUUGUUGAAGAUGAAAGUGGUGUUGGGGAAUGA
Molecule: messenger RNA, 3711 nt
Organism: Cryptomeria japonica (Japanese cedar)
Lineage: Eukaryota; Viridiplantae; Streptophyta; Pinopsida; Cupressales; Cupressaceae
Exons: 4
Coding region: 1-3711 (1236 amino acids)
Molecular function (GO): RNA-DNA hybrid ribonuclease activity; nucleic acid binding
Source: RefSeq, a predicted model, not a curated record